Ananas comosus (pineapple) is the source of this 2047-nucleotide messenger RNA. Its product is annotated as putative amidohydrolase YtcJ. The transcript has 15 exons. The coding region runs from base 62 to 1795 and encodes 577 amino acids. The record is from RefSeq and is a predicted model, not a curated record. Gene Ontology annotation, molecular function: hydrolase activity, acting on carbon-nitrogen (but not peptide) bonds. NCBI's taxonomy places the organism in Eukaryota, Viridiplantae, Streptophyta, Magnoliopsida, Poales, Bromeliaceae.
UGAUUCCCUGGCGCAAGAAGCAAAUUGCCCACCCCCCAAAAAAAAAAAAAAAAAAAAACCUAUGGCCACCGGAGGGAAUCUUCUCAUCUUCCUCUCCGCCGCCGCCGCCGCUCUCUCCGCCGUCAUCCUCUUUCCGGCCAUCAAUUCCUCCUUUGCAGGGAGCGUUUUGAAAUGGGGAACGACGUACGCGGACGUCGUCGUCACCAACGCCACCAUCUACACCUGCGACUCCGCUCUUCCUUUCGCAGACUCCAUGGCCAUCCGCAGCGGCCGGAUUCUGCGUCUCGGAACCUAUUCUUCUCUCAAGGACUUAGUGGGUUGCAACACGAAUGAGCUGAAUCUUAAUGGGAAGGUUGUGAUGCCCGGGUUUAUCGAUUCUCACGUGCACUUGAUAUUUGGUGGUCUGCAGAUGGGGCAGGUGGAACUUCGAAACAUCAAACACAAAGAUGAUUUUGUCAGAAAAGUCAAGCAAGCUGUCAGAGAUAAGCUUCCUGACCAGUGGAUCUUAGGUGGUGGUUGGAACAAUGACUUCUGGGGAGGUGACUUACCUAAUGCUUCUUGGCUAGAUGAUAUUACACCAAACAACCCUGUUUGGCUUUCGCGCAUGGAUGGCCACAUGGGAGUGGCAAAUUCACGUGCUCUCAAGAUUGCUGGGAUUACUAGAAACUCUGACGAUCCAGUUGGUGGAAGCAUUAUCAAGACAACUGAAGGAGAACCUACUGGUCUGCUGGUUGAUUCCGCGAUGAAACUUGUUCGCUCUGUGAUUCCUGAGGUCUCAAUCCAUGAAAAAAGAGAUGCCCUGAUAAGAGCAAGCAGGCAUGCCCUCAUGAGGGGGGUGACAACUGUAGUUGACAUGGGAAGAUAUUUACCGGGUGCGUCAGCUGAUCCGGUUUGGCAUGAUCUUUCAGAUGUUUACAAGUGGGCUGAUUCUGCUGGACAAAUGAUGAUAAGAGUUUGUUUGUUCUUCCCUUUGCCAUCAUGGUCUCGGUUAGUUGAUCUUAUGCAAGAAACAGGUCGUGCAAUAAGUCAAUGGAUACACCUUGGUGGUGUUAAAGCUUUUUUAGAUGGUUCGUUGGGUUCCAACAGUGCACUGUUCUAUGAGCCCUAUGAGGAUGACACCAGUAAUAGCGGUUUACAAGUGACAAAUUUGGAUUGGCUUCUUAAUGCAACCCUAGAAUCGGACAGAUCUGGACUUCAGGUGGCAAUCCAUGCAAUUGGAGACAAAGCAAAUGACAUGGUGCUGGAUAUGUUCAACUCAGUGGCUUCUUUACAUGGAAUUAGAGAUCGCAGAUUUAGGAUUGAACAUGCGCAACAUCUAGCUUCAGGAACAGCAAAGCGUUUUGGCCAACAAAGGGUUAUUGCAUCCGUGCAGCCAGAUCAUCUCUUGGAUGAUGCUAAUUCAGCUGGGAAAAAACUUGGGGAAGACCGCGCUUUGCGAAGUUCGUAUUUAUUCAAGUCACUUUUAGAUGCCGGUACACAUUUAGCUUUUGGUUCGGACUGGCCGGUAGCAGAUGUUAAUCCAUUAGGAAGUAUCAGAACUGCGCUGUACCGUGUACCCCCAGGAUGGGAAAGUGCUUGGAAUCCCAGUGAGAGUGUUGCAUUGAAUGAUGCUAUAAAAGCGCAAACCAUAUCGGCAGCAUAUGCUUGCUUCCUUGACCAUAGUUUGGGCAGUUUGUCGCCUGGAAAGUAUGCAGAUUUUGUGGUUUUGCCUGCCGGUUCGUGGGAUGAGCUUGUCAAUGAGUUACCAUCUUCCGUCUUAGCUACUUAUGUGAACGGCAAACAGGCGUACCCAUGAUAUUGUAAAUACUUCUGCUGGGCAAGCACUUCGUAUAUUUGCCUGUAUUAUACGGUGAUGCUGCUUGUUUCUAGCAUCACAUAAAGUAAUCAACUGCAUAGUACGCAUCUCAGAUUUGUAGCUCCAGCAAAUUGUAGAAACAAAACCUAGUCAGUGUUGUUGUUUCGAUUUCAGAUGUAUAUUUAAUGGGAACAUUGGUAAUAUAUGUAAGUGAAUGGUUUUAAUUAUGAAGUAUAAUUUUUUUUAUGCUUA